This is a messenger RNA of Podarcis muralis (Common wall lizard), 6475 nucleotides long. RefSeq names its product solute carrier family 9 member A3 (gene SLC9A3). The record is from RefSeq and is a predicted model, not a curated record. Lineage: Eukaryota; Metazoa; Chordata; Lepidosauria; Squamata; Lacertidae. Gene Ontology annotation, biological process: regulation of intracellular pH; proton transmembrane transport; potassium ion transmembrane transport. Gene Ontology annotation, molecular function: sodium:proton antiporter activity; potassium:proton antiporter activity. Gene Ontology annotation, cellular component: brush border membrane; plasma membrane; apical plasma membrane.
GCUGUGCGCUCGCCGCUCCCGCUGCCAUCGCCGCCCGCCGCCCGCAAGGUCUCUGCCCCGCUGAUGGGUCCGGCCAGGAUGAGGCCGCUGCCGCCUUGGGGGCUUCUCCUGCUGGGCUUGCUGCUGCUGCUGCUGCCCGGCGCCGCGGGGAUGGAAGAGGCGCCGCCGGAGCACACAAGCGAGGGCUUCCAGAUCGUCACCUUCAAGUGGCAUCAUGUGCAGGCGCCCUACAUCAUCGUCCUGUGGAUUUUCGUCGCCAGCGUGGCCAAGAUUUUUUUCCACCUGUCCCAUAAAGUCACCAGUGUGGUUCCAGAAAGUGUCUUGCUCAUUGCGCUGGGCAUUAUCCUGGGAGGCAUUGUGUUUGCAGCAGAUCAUAUUGCCUCCUUCACCCUUACGCCAGACGUCUUUUUCUUCUACCUGCUGCCACCCAUCGUCUUAGAUGCAGGAUACUUCAUGCCAAACCGGCUCUUCUUUGGCAACCUGGGCACCAUCCUUCUAUAUGCUGUCAUCGGGACCAUCUGGAAUACUGUCACCACAGGCCUUUCGCUCUACGGGGUCUUUCUCACAGGAAUAAUGGGUGACCUUCAAACUGGUUGGUUGGAUUUCCUCUUGUUUGGUAGUCUAAUAGCUGCAGUGGAUCCUGUUGCCGUGUUGGCUGUAUUUGAAGAAGUCCAUGUCAAUGAAGUCCUCUUCAUCAUUGUCUUUGGAGAGUCAUUGCUUAAUGAUGCCGUAACUGUGGUGCUAUACAAUGUGUUUGAAUCAUUUGUUAAAAUAGGAACUGACAAUGUGGUUGCUACCGACUGGGUCUAUGGAGUGGUGUCUUUCUUUGUGGUGAGCAUUGGAGGUACUUUAGUCGGUGUUGUCUUUGCAUUCCUGCUCUCGCUUAUCACUCGUUUCACAAAGCACGUCAGAAUAAUUGAGCCCGGAUUCGUGUUUGUUGUCUCCUACUUGUCUUACUUGACAGCUGAGAUGCUGUCACUUUCUGCCAUCCUUGCUAUAACUUUCUGUGGCAUCUGCUGUCAGAAAUAUGUCAAGGCAAAUAUUUCAGAGCAGUCUUCUACCACUGUGAAAUACACCAUGAAGAUGUUGGCGAGUGGCGCAGAGACUAUUAUUUUCAUGUUCCUGGGAAUUUCAGCUGUUGAUCCUAACAUCUGGACUUGGAACACAGCCUUCAUACUCUUGACGCUGGUCUUCAUCUCUGUCUACAGAGUAAUUGGUGUAAUUCUGCAGACUUGGGUUCUAAACCACUACCGAAUGGUCCAGCUGGGAAUAAUAGAUCAAGUGGUCAUGUCGUACGGUGGACUCCGUGGUGCUGUUGCCUUUGCUUUGGUAGUAACCCUGAACAGUAAAGAUGUCGCAGAAAGAAACCUGUUUGUCAGCACAACAAUCAUUGUUGUGUUUUUUACUGUCAUAUUCCAGGGUUUGACAAUCAAGCCUUUGGUGCAGUGGUUGAAAGUGAAAAAAAGUGAGCAGCGAGAGCCCAAGUUGAACGAGAAGCUCCAUGGCAGGGCCUUUGACCACAUUCUUUCAGCUAUUGAAGAUAUAUCUGGUCAAAUAGGACAUAAUUACCUGAGAGACAAGUGGACUAAUUUCGACAGGCAAGUCCUCAGCAAAGUACUGAUGAGAAGGUCUGCUCAGAAAAGUAGAGACCGAAUUGUUAAAGUUUUCCGUGAGCUCAACUUGAAGGAUGCCAUUAGCUACGUGGCUGAGGGAGAGCGAAGAGGUUCUCUGGCAUUUAUCCGCUCAGCAAGUAUUGACAACACGGCCAAUGUGGACUUCAGCUUUAUUAAUCAAAUGAAUGGAGAGCCCUCUGUUUCCCAGUUGCUGAGAGAAACUGCCAGUUCUGUGUGUCUUGAUAUGCAAGCCCUGGAGCUGAGAAGAAAAAGCAUCCGAGAUGCAGAGGAUAUGUUCACCCACCACACUCUACAACAGUAUCUGUACAAGCCCAGGCAAGAGCACAAGCAUGUGUACAGCCGCCAUGAACUAUCCACCAACGAAGACGAUAAGCAAAACAAAGAGAUUUUCCACAGGACCAUGAGGAGGCGCCUGGAGUCGUUCAAGAGCACCAAACUAGGCAUGAGCCACCCUAAGAAGAACAAAAUUCACAAGAGAGACCGAGGCCAAAAAAGAAGAAAUAGCAAUGUCAUUCCAAAUGGAAAUCUCUCUUCAGAAGCCAUAAAGGAAAAAGAAAUUGAGUUUUCUGAACCAGAGGAGAAUGAUUAUGACAAUCUACAGACGGGGAGAGCAAUAGAAUUCCUUGCUAAUGUCACCAAGCAGAACUUCGCAGAUACAAGUGGCAUUGAUAAUCCAGUAUUUUCAGCUGAUAUCGAACAAAACUCCACCAUGAGGUUUUCGCCUUGGCUCUCCGGAGAAGAGAUGGUGGUGCCAUCCCAACGGGCCAGAGUGCAGAUACCUUAUUCUCCAAACAACUUCCAGCGGAUUGCUCCCAUUCGACUCAGCAAUAGAUCUGUAGAUUCCUUUUUGCAAGUAGAUGGUCCUGAGGAGCGGUCUCGAAGUUUCCUCCCAGAAUCAACACACAUGUGACCCAACCCUUGCUGUUAUGAUGUCAGGACAAUCUUCAGAUGAAAUGCUCCCUCCUUGGGAAUACGAACAAACAAAAUCGGAUUUUGUUAUCGGAGAAACGCCUCAGCUUGGGUCCAGUGUGCCUUAAGGGCCUUGGCGACGACACUACACACCUCUGGAAGGCAGGGACAUUUUAACCCUUGACUCCUUCUCGCCAGGAGUUACCUGGCCUCCGCUGGCAAGCAGUCUUGAAGGCAAGGGACAAUCAAGCGCAUUUUAAUACAAGUUACUAUACUGACACUAGGUUCGAACCAGUGAAUUCACAUUCACAAGCAGGAAUCUGAUUUUGGGAACACUCAAAAGAAGAAAUGGCCGCUUAAUGCACAAGCUCACACAGGUCCGCAGCAAGACGGGUUCAGAGUUCUCGUUUUCCCCACAGGCUGAAACCUGUGCAGCAUCCUAAACUUUAAAAGUUGGCAUCUUUUCACAUUCCCCACCCCGGGAGCAAGAGGAAACUCAACUGUGAUUCUUGACUUGAGUGAGGGGAACACAUGAGAAAGAAUGUGAAUUAUAUAGACUCUAUGUAUGUAUAUUUUUAAAAGAGAAUGUUUAAACGUGGCCAGAUUGAAAAACUGAACUCUGAGUUCAGCUGGCUAUGUUUCACGCUGAAGGAACUCAAGUUCAAACAUCAAGAUAAUAUACUGUACAGGUGGUGACCGUUUUGUGCGCAUCCGAUAGAUGUGCGACCGCCAACCCACACAUUGUUUUCGGCCUUGGGAGGGGGUGGAACAGGCUUACGUGUGACCGCUGAGACAUGCAAUCACCCAGAAUGCAACCCCCACACAACCUGUACUUCCUUAAAAAAAAAAAGUAUUUAUUUUAGGGAUUUGUGAUAUGAAGAUUUUCAAAAUGGAGCUGGCUUUAGGGCUGGUACCAGGCCAGGGCCAUCUAGGGCAGCGCAAGGGCAUCCAUACUGGAACCCAGACUCAGAAGGUGUGAUCUCCAGUUCAGGGAUCCACAGAUCAGUGGGCUGAAUUGGAAGCUGCACAUCGUCCUGCUCUGUUGACCAAGCAAAGGUCUAGGCCUGGCUCCUAGUGUCUGUACCAGGCCUGGCCAUCCCAAAGGCUUCAGUCUGCCUACCAAUGGGCUGGUGUUACCCUGUGCAGCUGCAAUGGGCUAUCGUGGCCCACAUUGGCCACACAGAGCAUCCAGACUGGAUGCUAAACUGCAUCCCAGCAGCAGACCCUGCAGUUCCUGGUUCAACCCCUGGAACUCUCAGCAGCUUUGCAUCUCCUUCCUAUGCCGUAUUUCCAAAAACACGCACUAAGGCUGCAAUCCCGUGCACACCUACUUGGGAGUAAGUCCCACUGAGCUCUGCUGGGCUUAUUUCUGAGUAAACAUGCACAGUAUUGCACUGUAAGGUGAUCUGCAGAAAAGUAUUCUGGGUGAAAUGGAGCAGUGCCUUUUUAUCAACUGUGAAAGAGAAAGGAGAUAUAUUUUCUUACUGUCAAAUGUUUUAAGUAGUGAAUAGCUAAUUGAACUAUGGGCUUUUAAUUCUCGUAUCUGUUUUCUACAAUCAAUAUUGCAGGGAAUUAAAUAAUGUUUUGUUUUAUAAACAGCCCCCUCCAAAGCUGAUGUAGAAUUUUAGUGCAGAGGAGCCUGAGUGGUCUCACCUUUUAAAAAAAAUAAUAAUAAAGUUGAUCCACAUGAUAUAAUCUUAUCAAGAAAAGUAGAUGAAAAGUAGACACAAGUUACAGAGUGAAUUUUAAAAAUCUAUAAUUAUUAUUAUUUUUUACACCAUUAGUUCCUCAAAUACUGUCGUCUUCUGUGUUUGACAGUUCUUUUUAAGUGCCAUGACCUCAGGUCACUUAAGCUUCAUAGUACUGUAAAUUGAUAAGUCUGAGGUGUGUGGGUGUGGGUGUGUGUGUUCAAAAGGAGAGCUUGAUUUUUAUCUUGAUACUAAAUAGAUUAUGAUUUAGGGCCAGCUAAAAGACUUACAGUGCAGUCCUAUACUAAAAAAAUGCCCCAUUGAGUUCAAUGGUGUUUUACUCCCAGGGAAAGUGAGAGUCUAAAAAACUGACAUGGGCCUACAGUGUUUAAUGGUUUCUCAAAAGUAAUGUAAAAAUUGGUGACUUUCACAAUUGCCAUUACUUCCCAAUAUUGUUUUACACUUGGCAGGAACACUGCAUUUUCUCAUUACGAAGAACAUUCUCCCUUUGUAAUGGAAUAGGCAGGUCAACCGCAUUUCAGAACAAGUCGUGAACAGAAGGAGCCAAAAUCUAGAAUGGCUUUCUGAGUCGUUGAUUCAAGUCAGACAUCACUUCCAAACCAUAGUAUGGAGCAGCUUUUCCAGUGUAAUUUUCUUUCUUCUCAGUACUCUAGUUUUUGCAUUUAGCGGCCUCUGGAAGUGAAUAAACUUGCUGCAACUACAGAACUGUCAAUCCAAACACCAUGGGCAACCUUAUUUAAACCAUGGUCUAUAAAUUCACUUCCAUCCAUGGUUUCUGAUUCUGGUUUGCUGGUAAACUUAAUCAAAUAUUGUACGAAGCAAAACCUCUUUAUAUCUGCAUGGUUAUGAAUGCCUUCAACAUCAAAUAUAGGACUCCUCUAAAACAAAUUUCUCUUCAGUGUACCUUUGUGAUUUUAAAUGCCUGAUUUUUCAGUUCAUACAUGCAUGCCCAUUUCUUGAUGGGUUGUAGUUGGACAUGUGUACUAACUCCAUUUAAAAGUGCAGUUUUUGAGGGGAAGUCACAUGGUGUUAUGAAAGUUGUUUCUCUGGUCUUUGAUAUUCCAGUUCUCUACUGGUGAACAUGUAUGCCCUUAGCCUCAUUUUUACUAAAGUGCCGGCAAAACUUUCCCUAGAGUCCAGCUUUGUGUGGAUAUAUCUUUCACAUAGAUAUUUGGUUUGACCUCAGUAGACUAAAUCACAGAUAUGUACUAGCAAAUGUCAUGUACAUUUCUGCAACCUUUCAGUUCUGUGUGCCUCUUGUUUUAAGGGACGCCCACCACAAAAAAAUUAUCUGUUAUUUCUCCCUGUGAAAAUUAGUUGCAAGAUGGUGUUGAAUCUAGAAGGCAUUUUUCAGGUCUAGAAGUGAAAAAUUAGGAUGUGUAAAAGCCAAGGCACAAUAAAGCCAAAGCUAAGGGAUCACAGAUGUAAUCCUAUAUCCCCUUACCUGGAAGUAAGUCUCAUUGAACUCGGCAUAUGACUAUGCUGUUAAAGACCUAGUGGCUUAAUGGGAGAAAUGUAAUGCUUAACUCUCCCAGGGUUUUGGGGGGUGUUGGCAGCAAACUUACGCUGGAGUGAGUGGAUUUCUGCUGAAGGCUGUAAGCUGAUAAUCAACACAGAUACUCUCAUGAAUAAGGGCAAUAAAAGUGAAUAUGCCCAUCAGUGGGCAAUUUGCUUUGAUUCAGAAUCGUUGUCUAUUUUAUGUAAAGAGGAUAUAUUAAAUGGUGUAUUCUCUCUAUGUUUUGCUAUGUUGCACUAUUAAGCCUGUUGAAUUUGUGGCAGUGUGUGUGUGUGUGUGUGUGUGUGUGUGUGAGAGAGAGAGAGAGAGAGAGAGAGAGAGAGAGACAGACACAGUCUUUAUUCAAAUGAAUUUUCUGAACUGUGAAGAGACAAAUAUACUGUAGUCUAUGUGUGAACAAAUCAGAAUGUAGGAAAAGCUGAAAAAUAUUUAUAAUGUGCCUUAAAAACCAUACUAUAAAGAGCUGGUGCUUUUCAAUGACUUUGCAGUGAUUUCUAGGACGUCUCGACUUUCUUUGUGAUAUUAUUAAGUGACUCUUUUACUUGGGAAAUAAAUGUCUUUAUAAAUGUUUAAAUACUAGAUUGCACAAGGACCAUUGAACGAUAAAUUGUAGGACUUUGAUGUACGGUAUCCCAAAGUGUAUAUUUAAAAAGGUUGCACAUUACCAAAAAAAGAAGAUAUAUAAUAAAGAUAACUUAUUGGAUCUA